CCAUCUAAACAAAGGAAAGAGGGGGAUUUAGGGGACGGCAAAUCUGUCCAAUUCAGGGCUUGUUGAUCUUGUCCAUAGUUUCCCUCUUCUGCACAAUAUAGAUACACACGUAUAUAUAACAUAGUCGGAAGACGACAGAGAAGCAGCAGUUGCAGCUUCAGCCGGAGGGGAUGUCUCCGACCAUCCUCUACUAGGAUUUCUACAGUACCCCAUUGAUCCGAUCGCUCUCUCCUUUCGAUACUUAAGGAUUUCUUCUCUUGUUUAUAAAUAUAUAUAUAUAUAUAUAUAUAGAAGUAACGUAUGGGGAACAUAUUUGUGAAGAAACCGAAAGUCACUGAGGUCGACAGAGCAAUCCUCUCCCUCAAGACCCAGAGGCGUAAGCUUGCCGAUUAUCAGCGUCAGCUGGAUGCUGUCAUUGAAGCUGAAAAGCAAGCUGCCAGGGACUUGCUUCGAGAAAAAAAGAAAGACAGAGCCUUGCUAGCUUUGAAGAAGAAGAAGGUGCAAGAGGAAUUAUUGAAACAAGUGGAUGCCUGGCUCAUUAAUGUUGAGCAGCAAUUGGCAGAUAUUGAACUGGCGAGCAAACAAAACGCUGUAUUUGAGAGUCUGAAAACAGGUAAUAAUGCAAUGAAAGCAAUACAAAGAGAGAUCAACUUGGCGGAUGUUCAGAAACUGAUGGAUGAUACUGCUGAAGCAAAAGCUUAUCAAGAUGAAAUUAAUGCAAUUUUGGGUGAGAAACUAUCUGCUGAAGAUGAAGAUGAAAUUCUAGUAGAGUUUGAGAACCUGGAAAGUCAGAUCACUCUUCAAGAUAUGCCAACAGUUCCUACUGUGGUGCCACCACACGAAGAGCAUGACGAGAGGUUGGACCUUCCUGAUGUACCAAAAGAGCUCGUGCCCAGAGCCGUGGAGGAACCUUUGCCUGCAUAAUUUGAAGAAAACAUCUUUGUGCUGCAUUACAUUGGAUGCGUACAAGAAAUCACCAUUUCGGGUUGAUGCUUCCAUACCUCGGCAUUAAAAGCUUUAUUUGACAGAUUUCAAACUUCUGGGUGGCUAUUUCGGGUUGUCCUUUUUCUUCUUCUUCCCUUUUACUUCAGUGUUAUUUCAUUUUCUGGAUUGACUUGAUCUUGAGUAGCUAUGGGAAGGUGUGUAGAUGUUGGUUUUUCUCCUUCUAUUCAGAAACACUGGUAUCUUGUACAAAGUCUCAUAGUUACGUUGCUGGUAGAGAGAAAAGCACCCCAGUUUCCAGCUUUUCUAAUGCAUCACUGGUUGUAUCUUUUUCUUUU
Diospyros lotus (date-plum) is the source of this 1280-nucleotide messenger RNA. Its product is annotated as vacuolar protein sorting-associated protein 20 homolog 2-like. The coding region runs from base 301 to 924 and encodes 207 amino acids. NCBI's taxonomy places the organism in Eukaryota, Viridiplantae, Streptophyta, Magnoliopsida, Ericales, Ebenaceae. Gene Ontology annotation, biological process: vesicle budding from membrane; late endosome to vacuole transport via multivesicular body sorting pathway. The transcript has 6 exons. The record is from RefSeq and is a predicted model, not a curated record. Gene Ontology annotation, cellular component: ESCRT III complex; multivesicular body.